Messenger RNA from Rhodotorula toruloides NP11, 1326 nucleotides. RefSeq names its product kynurenine/2-aminoadipate aminotransferase. Lineage: Eukaryota; Fungi; Basidiomycota; Microbotryomycetes; Sporidiobolales; Sporidiobolaceae. Bases 1 to 1326 code for a protein of 441 amino acids. The record is from RefSeq and is a predicted model, not a curated record. Gene Ontology annotation, molecular function: transaminase activity; pyridoxal phosphate binding. Gene Ontology annotation, biological process: biosynthetic process. The transcript is spliced from 10 exons.
AUGGCACAGCAGCAGUCGACGAUCAACUGGGACGAGUACAUCUCGGAGCGAGGGAAGAUGUGGGAGCCGUCAGCGAUCCGCGGCCUGUUCCCGCUGGAGAAGAUUCCCGGAAUGGUCAGCCUGCUCGCUGGCAAACCCAACGCCGAGACGUUCCCUUUCUCGGCUAUCAAAGUCGACUUGAAGCCUAUCAUCCCCGGAGACCCUGUCGAGACACUCACGAUUGAAUCGGACGCCCUCUCGGAAGGCUUGCAGUACGGCGCGACGGCCGGUCUUCCAAGCCUGAACAAGUGGCUUGAGAACUUGCAGGAGGUGCGGCACAAGCGGGCGAGGGAUGGGAGUUGGGGGCUUAGUCUUGGGAGUGGAAGUCAGGAUUUGAUCAACAAGGCUUUCUACUCGCUCGUCAAUGAGGACGACUCGAUCUUGCUUGAGACACCUGUGUACUCGGGAACAAUCGGCCUUCUCAAGCGACACAAGGUCAACCUCAUCGAGGUCCCCGUCGACACGGAGGGCCUCGUCCCGGAGAAGCUUGAGGCCAUUCUCGCCAACUGGGAGAGCAAGUUCCCCGGCAAGCGGUUCCCCAAGAUCCUCUACACCAUCCCUACCGGCUCGAACCCAACGGGCGCCACCGCCCCUCUCGAACGACGAGAACGUGUCCUCGCGCUCGUCCGCAGAUACAAGCUCAUCCUCCUCGAAGACGACGCGUAUCACUACCUCUCGUUCGACCCGGAACAUAUCGUGCCGAGCUACUUUGAGCUGGAGGGAAGGGACGGAGGGGAGGUUGGGAGGGUUAUUCGGUUCGAUUCGUUCUCGAAGAUCCUCAGUUCCGGCAUGCGGUUGGGCUUCGUGACGGGCCCGAAGCCGAUUCUCGAGAUCAUCGACCUGCACACCGCCAACACCAACCUCCAGCCCUCCUCGACCACGCAAGCGAUGGUCCUCGUCCUGCUAAACAAAUGGGGCCUCGAUGGCUUCCUCGCGCACACUCGCCGCGUCGCCGCGUUCUACAAAGACAAGCGGGACAUGUUCGAGAAAGUUGCGCACAAGUACCUCGAUGGUUUGGCGACUUGGGUCACGCCUGAGGCGGGCAUGUUCCUCUUCCUCGACCUGCACCUCACGACCGACGGCACGCCCGGCGACUCCUCCGAACUAAUCUCGACAACAGCCGUCCAAAAAGGCGUCCUCGCCGUUCCAGGUGUCGGCUUUCUCCCGAACGGCGGCAGGUCCUCGUUUGUCCGCGUCUCGUUCUCGCUUGCGACGGAGGAGGAUGCAGAGUUGGCUUUCCAGCGGUUGAGGGAGUGCAUCCUUGAGGCCAAGGGCGAGAAGGCGUAG